AUUAAUUUUUUUUCUAUACUAAUUACUAAUAAGAUAACAGAAGUCUCGUUAGUGUGCAGAAAUCAUUGUUUUUAAAAUAAUGAAUUAGCCCCUGUUGUGUGGACACAGUGAAACUCUUUGUCAUUUAUACUAUAACCAUGUGGUGUGGGUUAUUUAUAUUUCUUUUCAAGCACAUUUAGGGUUACAUAAAUAUAUACCUAAAAUGUCCGUUUGGUCCUAGAACAGGCGCCUUUUUUUCCUCCAAUCAGCCUGCUACCGGAAAACGCGGGGUGUAGAUUGUUUGGGCAUCAAAACACGACACUACACCUCUGCAUCCAACUUCCGGUUUUAUGUAAAUCGUAAGUAAAAAAAAUAAAUAAAAAAAAAACCGCUGCAACUAAUUUUAACCACUGAGCGGCGCUACAGUGUUGUGUUUGAAAAUCAAAAAGAAGACCAUGGUAAAGGUUCAGUGACGUCACUACCAUGGCAACGGCAUGUUGAUCAACUGGACCAGCAGAGACCGCAAGAAACUUCCCACAUCUGUGGAGAAAUUCCCCGCACGUGCGUGAAGGUGGAGAUGGGUUACCCGGAGAGGAGGUGUAUGAGAGGAGCGAGUGGCUGCUUUAAGUUUCCUGGUCCCUCCUCCAUUCCCACCAAAUACCAAACUGUGAUCAUCAGUAAUGUGGAGAGGAGAGGAUUCAGCUCCCAAGCCAAGCGCUUCACACACUCUGUGAAUGAGAAUCCCGGUCCCGGCUCGUAUUUAUCUCAUACAACCGCCGACACCCGCAGUCCAUCCUUCUCCAAGACAGGAACCGGAGGCUUUGCGUCAAAGGCUCUCAGAGUGAGCCGUAAACAUCAGAGAGGAUCUCCGGCCCCCAACACCUACAACCUGCCGAGCUCACUGCUCCGGCAGCACGACUUCAACAGGGACGUCUCCAGAACCUUCCACCCGCCCAUCGCCGUUCAAACACCGAACGCACCCCGAAAAUCACCAGCACCAAACCAGUACAACCAGGUGUGUUACAGUGGAGUGGAGGUGAAUUCAGUCGUUUCAGCCCAGUCUGCUUUUCUCUCUAAAACGGGACGCAGUGAUGUUUAUCCACCUGCACCGCGAGCACCGUCUCCAUGUCAUUACAGUGUGAAUGCCACGGUGAUACAGAAAACCCCUAUAGUACCCUCGUCCUGCUUCAAAUCCACUUCUGCCAGGAUACAGACUCUGGUGAAGAGUGAAGGCCCGGGACCAGGAUCCUACAGUCCUUAUAAAACUCCAGAACCUGUGAAGAGGACUAUUGUACCGAGAAGGCAUUAUUUAGGACUCGCAGCUCCUCCUCUGCUUCCUCCUAAAGCCCUCCCACUGCCCGGACCGGGUCAGUACGACAUUGUGAACUACGCUGGACCUCCCAAACACCUCAUGGCCAGCGCUGCGUUCGUGUCCAGCACACGUAGGGAGACGCACCACACCAGAGGACAUGGCGUCCCGGGCCCGGGUUCCUAUGAGCCAGAUGUUCCUACGAAGCGCUCAUUCCUAUACAAUCAUGACAACAUGUGGAUACCAGCAUAGAGACAAGCUUUCAGGAGAAAGACAUUACAACACUGCAGUCUCUGAUUAUGGGAUACAGACUUUACAGAAAAGAUUUAAAUACUAAGCUGUAAAUGGGCAUGUUCCACGAAUUUAUUACACAUCAAAAUCAUA
Messenger RNA from Ictalurus punctatus (channel catfish), 1672 nucleotides. It is a transcript of the gene stpg1, whose product is annotated as sperm-tail PG-rich repeat containing 1. The coding region runs from base 557 to 1540 and encodes 327 amino acids. Gene Ontology annotation, molecular function: chromatin binding; histone binding. Lineage: Eukaryota; Metazoa; Chordata; Actinopteri; Siluriformes; Ictaluridae. Gene Ontology annotation, biological process: epigenetic programing of male pronucleus. The transcript has 9 exons. The record is from RefSeq and is a predicted model, not a curated record. Gene Ontology annotation, cellular component: male pronucleus; female pronucleus; germinal vesicle.